Planococcus citri (citrus mealybug) is the source of this 2232-nucleotide messenger RNA. It is a transcript of the gene Hdc, whose product is annotated as histidine decarboxylase. Gene Ontology annotation, biological process: histamine biosynthetic process; L-histidine catabolic process. Gene Ontology annotation, cellular component: cytoplasm. The record is from RefSeq and is a predicted model, not a curated record. NCBI's taxonomy places the organism in Eukaryota, Metazoa, Arthropoda, Insecta, Hemiptera, Pseudococcidae. The transcript has 16 exons. Gene Ontology annotation, molecular function: histidine decarboxylase activity; pyridoxal phosphate binding. The coding region runs from base 286 to 1989 and encodes 567 amino acids.
CGACGUUUCUUCUAUCGUCGUUUUUUUUUCCUUCUUCGUUAUUAAUCUACUUAUUAUAAUUUGGUAAAUUUUGGAAGGAAAUCAAUUGAAAUUUAUUACACGUGGGCGAAGUGAAAUGAAAUUUGAAUGGUACUUGCGGUUUAGUGGGUUUGUAAGAACGUCUAUUAUUGAUGGAGAAUAAACGGAUAUUGUACGAGUGCUUGUUCUGAGCAAAUUUUUAAUUGCAGUGGUGUCUUUUGUUUCAUGUCAGUGUUACAGUUACAUACUCAUUCGAACUGAAACCAAAUGGAUUUUGAUGAAUAUCGUAUUAGAGGUAAAGAAAUGGUCGACUACAUCGCAAAUUACUUGGAGAACAUACGUAGCCGGCGCGUAUAUCCGGAUGUGAAACCUGGUUACAUGUUGGAACUAAUUCCUCAUUCAGCUCCUUUGAAUGCUGAACCUUGGGAUGAUGUAUUCGGUGAUGUUGAAAAAUACAUAAUGCCCGGAAUCACUCAUUGGCAGUCGCCAUACAUGCACGCGUAUUUUCCAGCUCUAAAUUCAUUUCCAUCUCUACUCGGUGACAUGCUAGCUGACGCUAUUAACUGUUUGGGAUUUACUUGGGCGAGUAGUCCAGCGUGUACAGAAUUAGAAAUUCUAAUUAUGAACUGGCUCGGUAAAAUGAUCGGUCUAACGGAUGAUUUUCUUCAUAUUAACAGCGAAAGCACUGGAGGAGGAGUUAUACAAACAACUUCCAGUGAAUCGACGUUGAUCUGUUUACUGGCUGGGAGAACUGAAGCUAUCAGAAGAUACAGAAUUGAUAAUGCGGUAGAUGAAAAUAAUCUCGAUGAUUCCGAAAUUAAUAGCAGAUUGGUGGCGUAUUGUUCUGAUCAGGCUCAUUCGUCCGUUGAAAAAGCUGGAUUAAUUGGAUUAGUAAAACUUCGAUACAUCGAAAGCGAUGAAAAUUACUCUUUACAAGUUGAUAAAUUAAUCGAAGCUAUUAAACUGGAUAGGCAAAAAAACCUAAUACCGUUUUUCGUUUGCGCAACUUUAGGUACCACUGCUGCUUGUGCUUUUGAUAACUUAGAAACCAUCGGACCAGUGUGCGAACGGGAAAAUUUAUGGCUUCAUGUUGAUGCUGCAUAUGCGGGCAGCUCAUUUAUUUGUCCAGAAUUUCGUAGAUGGUUAAAAGGUGUACAUUUUGCACAGUCUUUCGCUUUUAAUCCGAGUAAAUGGUUGAUGGUCAAUUUUGAUUGUACAGCUAUGUGGGUCAAAAAUUGCGAAACUCUUCAUCGUACCUUCAACGUGGAGCCUCUUUAUUUAAGACAUGAAAAUUCAGGUCAUGGGAUAGAUUACAUGCAUUGGCAAAUUCCAUUGAGUAAACGUUUUCGAGCAUUGAAAUUAUGGUUCGUUAUACGCUGUUAUGGCAUUAAAGGUCUUCAGAAUCAUAUUAGAGAAGGUGUCAAACGAGCCCAAAAAUUUGAAUCGUUACUGAAAACAGAUUCGAGAUUUCUAAUCCCAGCUACGAGGCAUUUAGGUUUAGUGGUAUUUUGUCUCCAAAAAGGUAAUCAUCUUACGGAGAUACUUUUAAAACGACUGAAUACGAGAGGAAACAUACAUUGUGUUCCGGCAGCCUUAAAAGAUAAAUAUGUUAUUCGGUUCACUGUUACUUCGCAAUAUACAACUGACGAGGACAUAAUUAGAGAUUGGAAUGAGAUAAAAGAAGCUGCCACUAUAAUUAUUUCUGAACACGAGCAAGCUUCCAAGACCAACUCAGUAGGAAAACAUAUGCUUGCUGAAACGAAACUGGGCACUUUUGGAACCAGUUUGUUACUAUCGAAUACACCUAUGUCUCCAAAAGUGGUAAAUGGAAGCUUUGCAGCCAUUUUUGAAAAAGAAGAUUCUGUCUUGUCUCCGUGGACCCAGUGGUUGAGUCAGUUUCAUAAUGAGACCAAAAUGAGCCCGACCUCCUACGUCAAUGUGGACAGACUACUCGCGUUACAGAACCUUUGAAAAUUGUGAAAAAUAAGAAGACAACGAGCUUUUCAGCGGCGUACUCGCGGAGAUAUGUUUCGAAGUGGAAAGCAGUUUUCGCUUGAUUCCAGACUAAACAUGGUAAAUAAAUUAUUCUUCCGUAUCAACAUCAGCCCAUUGCCUGAACUCCAUAAAAAUCCGGUGAAAGAGGAAGAAAUUAAAGAAGAAUAAUUAUUAAGUGCUUUGUAAUUAUGGAAAAGAUUAUACUAUGUCCUCGUAUAA